AAUGGCGAGGCGACUAGUGACAAGGUGUCAGGAGGGGGGUCACGCCAACCUCAGUUCUCUGCCGUCCGUCGCGGCGACCGCACGUCCCGACGCUCCCACGCACGCCGCGACCAGUGACUUGUGUAUCAUGUGCUGACACCGAGCCUUGGAUUUUGUGAAGUGAUAUUGUUCUGUGUUGUGGAUUGAAUAUAUUUUUUUAAGCUGGAAAAGGAUAUCGGUAUCUGGAGCAACAUGCUCACAUCAAGCAAUCAGUAUUUGCGACCGGAUUACCUGUCGCCGCUUCCGACAACGCUCGACGCGAAAAAGAGCCCGCUGGCGCUUCUAGCGCAGACCUGCAGCGCUAUCGGCGCGGACUCGCCCAACCCCAAGCUGAUCUCCGCCGCCGAGAAAGCCAGUAAGAAGUACGAUGACAAAUCGCAUAUUCCCGACAACAAACCCAGCUUUAAGCCUUACGAAUCGUGCCUAACAGCGAGAGAAAAGACUAGAACGCCGGACGACAGAGGAUCUGUCAACGCGUCUUCAAAGACUCCGCUGUCGUCAAAGGGCAGUGCGUCCACCACACCCGUGCAGGCGCGCUGCUCCAGCAACCAGAGCUCCUCCUCACAGAGGACGCCUCCGCCUGCUCACCGGAAAACACCUUCAGAGAAAUCUGACGAGAGGUCCAGUCCUCUGCACGGUUCGCCCGUGCCGGCCAAAUCUAACUCAGAGACGAUUAGCAGCUCGUCUGCAUCCAAGUUACCGUUCACGCCCACCUCGUUAUCGUCCAGCUCAGAAACCAAAGAACAUUCGAGCUUCAAGCCCAGCGUACCUGUUUCAUCUUCCGCCUUCCUCGGCGGACUGCAUCAUAAUGGAUUUCCUUUACCAAUGGACCUUAUGACCAGCAGCUUGAUGGCUGCUCAACACCAUGCUUUAAAGAAUGGAUUAAAUCCGUACCUCGCGUACGCUAGAAUGAAGGCGCCAGGGAGUGAUCUAGGCAUCUGCAGAGAUCCUUACUGCACGGGUUGCUCACUUAGCUCACAUUUGCUCAAAUCGGCCGUGUGUCCAGCGGGGUGUGCUCAAUGUGAUCACGCUAAAACUCCGUUCCCAUUACCUACUGGUCACCCCGCGGCGGCCGCGUAUGCUCACGCUCAGUUGGCUGCCCUGGCUGCAGCGUCACAGCUGCCGUACGUUUGCAGUUGGAUGGCAGGAGACUCCGCUUACUGCGGCAAGCGAUUUGCGACAUCAGAGGAGCUUCUACAGCACCUGCGGUCGCACACGGCCAGUGGCGAGUCGAGCCCGAGCCUGUCGAUGCUAAGUGCGACGCACCCGCUACUGCAGCGCACAUAUCCAACACCACCGCUGUCGCCACUGACUCCACGGUUCCACCCGUACAGCAAGCCGUCGCACCUGGUGUCGUCGCCGCCGCUGCCGUUCCCUCUGCCGCCGCACCCGUCGCUGGCUGCAUACUUCCCGCCGUACCCGCUGUUCGGGCCGCGGCCCCUGCACCCUUGAGGACCAUCGGCGCUCCACGGACACAAGAAGGGGGGCGCCGACCGCUAACGCCCAUGCCAAAAGGACAUUCGGAACCGAAGUGCGUGUACAUAUAAGUUAGUGCUCUUCGGGUUUCUAGUCGGCUCAUAUCAUCGACGGAAGUGUUUGCCCCCGCGGGGGUCGCGACAGCUGUGAUCUCUAACUCGUAAUCAUUAUAAUUAGUGCACUGAACGCUUUGUCGAUACCGCGUGCGCGGAUUUCAUUUUCUAGUUAGACUAACGAAAUUUUUAUGUACCAAAUCUCUAGGUUGUAAUUUAAAUUGAUUUUUGUAAUUUAAGUUGUUGCAAUUAAUUAAUUAGUGAGGGUUGUUAAUUGUGUUUGUAUUUUUUUAAAUGGAUGUUUAAUGAUUUGCUGGUUCAUUGAUCUAUCACAUAUCUUUGUAAUGAAUGUGCGUUGUGACUGAAGGUUUCUCGUAGACGCAUGUGACGGUACUCAGAGCGAUCACAGAUGACAUGUUACCGCAACUGUUGCUCAUUUGUAUUUAAAUAAUUGCUACUUUCAGUUUUAAAUGAUAAAAUCUUAGAAGAAUCUCACAAACACUUUACUUUUUAAAAUUCACAUUGUAAUGCUUGCGAGACUGGCACGUUAUAUUUUUAUGUGUAACUAUAAAUUAAUGUUUAAAUAGUACACUGUCAGAAUGUUAAUAAUGACACAAAUUAUAAUAGUGUGAAAGCGGAAUGCAUGUAAACAUUCGUGGUAAAGUUAUGGACACUGUAAUACUUGCAACUGAUAACUGUUGAAAUAAAAAUUUGUUGUUAUAAAGGGCAUAAAGCGAAAAAAAAUAUACGUAAAUAUUUAAUUUGAAA
Messenger RNA from Helicoverpa zea (corn earworm), 2336 nucleotides. It is a transcript of the gene elB, whose product is annotated as zinc finger protein Elbow. The transcript is spliced from 2 exons. Lineage: Eukaryota; Metazoa; Arthropoda; Insecta; Lepidoptera; Noctuidae. Gene Ontology annotation, biological process: negative regulation of DNA-templated transcription. Bases 232 to 1491 code for a protein of 419 amino acids. The record is from RefSeq and is a predicted model, not a curated record. Gene Ontology annotation, cellular component: nucleus.